Marmota flaviventris (yellow-bellied marmot) is the source of this 966-nucleotide messenger RNA. It is a transcript of the gene Lrrc46, whose product is annotated as leucine rich repeat containing 46. The record is from RefSeq and is a predicted model, not a curated record. NCBI's taxonomy places the organism in Eukaryota, Metazoa, Chordata, Mammalia, Rodentia, Sciuridae. Gene Ontology annotation, molecular function: protein binding.
AUGCCUGGGGCUAAACUUGCCCAGAGUCCAGAGGAAAAGGAUGUCUACAUUACUGAGGCCCUUAUUACUGAGCGGAACUUGACCUACCCUGAGGAUGAAGAUCUGUCAGAGAAGAUGUUUCACACCCUUGCUGAGCUGCAGAUUGUCCGCCUGGACCGGGAGGGGAUUACCACUAUCAAGAACUUAGAGAGUCUCCAGAAUCUUCACAGUCUUUAUCUACAAGCGAAUAAGAUCCAGCGAAUUGAGAACCUGGCUUGCAUCCCUUCCUUGCGUUUCCUGUCUCUAGCAGGAAAUAGAAUCAGGCACGUGGAAAACCUCCUCAACCUCCCAUACCUCCAGUUUCUGGACCUCUCUGAGAACCUGAUAGAAACGCUGAAGCCAGAUGAGCUCCCCCAGAGCCUCCUCAUCCUCAACCUGACUGGCAACAGCUGCACCAAGCAGAAGUGCUACAGGGAGAUGGUGCUAGGAGCCCUGCCACUGCUCCUGGACCUGGAUGGGCAGCCUGUGUCGGAGCGCUGGGCCUCAGAUGAGGAGGACAAAGCCUCUGAUGGUGACGAUGAGUUCCCGGAGCUGAGUGGCCCAUUCUGUUCAGAGCGAGGCUUCCUCAAGGAGCUGGAGCAGCUGAGCAGACACCAGGAGCGCAGGCAGCAGGAGGCCUUGGCAGAGCACCUUCUGAGGAUGGAGAUCCAGCCCACCCUUACUGAGCUGCCCCUGCAGCACGAGGUGCCCGAGGCUGGGGAGAGCAGCCCUUCUGUCACUCCAGAGCAAGGAAAGGAGUCACCCCCUGAGGCUGCCUCUUCACUCCAAGCCUCAUCUCCCACCAAGAAACCAUGCACUCUGGUUCCCAGGGCCCAGCCAAGCUCUGUCCAGGCAAGGAAGGGGGCCCCAGCAGCAGCAGCCCCCAAAGCCUCUCUGGUUGGGUCCCUUAGCACAACCAAAACUGCAACCAAAAAUACCAAGAAGUGA